GUAUAUAAUGUUGAGCAGCGUCUACUUGAACCACAGUGGAACAAGACUCACCUGACUUAACUACUCCUUCAUCUUCAAUCUCAGAUCAACAUGGCAUUUGUUUUGGGAGGUGCCAGUGCCAUCAUAGGCGGGGCGGCCCUGACUGCUGUCGCUGGUGCUGUCGGCUUGGCACUCAUUGGCUCCGCACGUCGAAAUUUUGGUGGCCGACGUUCCAACAGAAGGCGUUUUGGUAGAAGGGGCAGACGGGCGGUGGAUGAGGAGCAAUCUGCCCUUAACAAGAUGCUGGAGUUGGUGAAGAUGGAGGACACGUCAAGCUGCGGCAAGAAGCUCAUGUGUGAGCUUGCAGCCCAGCCCUAUGACAGCCUCCCGCAGUUGGGACGUGACAUAACCACCUUGGUCGGAUCUGUGAAGCCUGGGGAAGGGCUCCUCCCUCCUGGUGGUGCUGGAGAGUACAUGGGAGCCAAGAGUUAUGGUGCCCUCGGAUGGAAUUGUGGGGAGCUGUACAACACGUGUCCAUAUGAUAGUCAGCAGAUGAUGAGCAUACUGACCUACAAGCUGGGUUAUUGAGUCCGUCUCACCUGCACCCACUGUCUGCCCUGAGAGGAAAAAAUCCCACCUAACUUCACCUAACCUAACCUACAAGGGCAUUAGAAUUCAAUAGAAACUGAAGUAAGUGGUAUUCUAAAAAGGUGGGGUUUUGUCCGUGUAUUCAUUUGUCCACACAGCAGCUUCUGGCGGGUCACAAUCAGGACUUUACCUGAUGGGGGACCACUGAUGGGCUGAUUGGCUAAGAUGGGUCUUGUCUAAUAUCAUCCACUGUUUAAAUCAUUAUAGGUUGGUGCGCCAUCGUGUGUGUAAACUCACCACGUUGACGGCUCCUGUAAAUAAUAUUCGUAUUUCAUUAUCUAUGCACUUUUAAAUCUCUCCAUGGCUUUUAUAUAAUGUAUAAUGAGAUAACUGUCAUCAUCGUGUGGCAAUGCUCAAUCUAUACACUAAACACUACUUGGACAGAAAUGAAAAACGAAAAUUUAUCCAUUUUUCAUUUCGAGUCACAUGAUGAACACAAAAUUGAUUCUUACAAAACCAAUAAAAAUAUCACACCAAGAAUUAUUUUUAUUUCAA
This is a messenger RNA of Homarus americanus (American lobster), 1122 nucleotides long. RefSeq lists its product as uncharacterized. The transcript is spliced from 3 exons. The coding region runs from base 91 to 567 and encodes 158 amino acids. The record is from RefSeq and is a predicted model, not a curated record. NCBI's taxonomy places the organism in Eukaryota, Metazoa, Arthropoda, Malacostraca, Decapoda, Nephropidae.